AAAAUUAACAUUGCCAGAUAAUCGAAACCACAAAAAAGGAGGCUCUAAAAAAUCUAGUUGGAUAUGGAAUUUAAUGGAACCAAUUGAAAUUAUUAAUAGCAAUGGAACCAUAUCUAGAAAUGCAUUAUGUAAAGUGAAUAUAUCUGAGACACCUGAUGUUAUAGAAAGUUGUGGCAUAACAAUUCGUGGUGGUGAUUUUUCCACAUCAAAUUAUAUUUCACAUUUGAUGUCUGCCCAUGGGAUAACUAAAGACAAUUACAAAUGCAAAAUUGAUAAAGGUUUUAAAAUAAUUAAAAAAAAUUACAACUACCUAUGUGCUAUUGGAGACAUAUGUACUCGUUGGAAUAGUUCCUUCCUAGCAUGGGAGAGAAUUUACAAAUUGAGAGAUGCUGUAUUUACUGCAUUGCAUAACAUAUUAUAUAAACAAAAAAAUAAUAAUAGUCAAACAAAAAAAGAUUAUAAUCGUCUCAAGAAAGUGAUGCUAGAAGAAGAUGAAUGGGAGUUUAUGUUUGAAAUGAUCAACAUUUUGGGCCCAUUUUAUGAAGCUACACUAUUGUUAGGAGGUAGUAAAUUUGUAACAAUAAGUCUUGUCUACCCAUUAAUUGCAACGUUGAAAAAAAAAUAUAGAGUUGUGUCUUCUGAACCUGAUGAGGAACCUGAAUAUGAAACAACUGAAGAUGCUUUUGAUGGAAAUAUUGAAUAUUAUUUGAAUCAUUAUUGGAAAGAUCCAACUGCUGAAGAAUUAAUUGUAUGUGUAUUAGAUCCUAGA
Entrophospora candida is the source of this 769-nucleotide messenger RNA. The record is from the annotation of a GenBank genome assembly. NCBI's taxonomy places the organism in Eukaryota, Fungi, Glomeromycota, Glomeromycetes, Entrophosporales, Entrophosporaceae.